UAAGGUGUACAGGUCGCCACCAUGGACGUGGACGUUAAGCCAUGUGUUAGUGUUGAUGACAAGAGAUUAAUCCACUCAGUUCAAACAGCCGGGGGGCCACUAGUGAACAUUAAACCCUUAAUAUCUACAGACUCCAAAUUUUUAUUGACAGCAUCAGAGAGAAAUAUCAAAGUAUUUGGGACUACCACUGGAAACCUUUUAAAAGAGUUUAUCCACCAUGAGGCCAAGGUCAUUGGUGUGAUGCCAUCCGGGAUUGUAGAUGACCAGUAUGUGUCAUGUGAUGAGAACGGUGUUGUGUGUUUCUGGGAUUUACAUAAUGAAAAUAGAAAUGAGGAAAUACAAAAGUUUGCCUUGAUCAGGAAUGAAAAAAAACUCAAGUCAAAGGUUGUAUCCUUCCAUUUCUGUGCUAAGCUUAAAAUAUUGUUUGCAGUACAUCAACGUGACAAUGAGACACAAAAAGGAUAUUUGCUCAAGUACAUGUUUCCUCCUCUCGACACCAUUAAACAUUCUGUUGUUUCUCCAGAUGUAUUGCUGGGUCCAGGCCAGUUUUCAGUUUCAAAUUCUGGGGAUUACCUAGCACAUCUGUCACCAGAGGGACUCGUCAUUUAUGGUGUGGGUGUCAAACUUCAAGAUUGUAAGCGGAGAAGGCAUCUGGUUGACACUCGCUUCCUGACUUGUCUGGCCUUUCAUCCUACUCAAGAUGUGAUAGCAACUGGGGACAUUACAGGACGUAUUGUUCUUUGGUAUGAGUUUGCAUCCGCCACACCUACAAAAAUGGAACUCCACUGGCACAUGCUGCCAGUGGUUGAUCUUGCAUUUUCUUUCACAGGAAAUGUACUUUAUAGUGGUGGAGGGGAGAGUGUGCUAGUGAAGUGGCAACUCACUGAACAGAAGCGUUACUUUCUUCCACGCCUGGGGAUGCGCAUCAAGUUCAUAGCCACAGAUACACUGAACAAUUAUGUAGUAGCUUCACUUUCUGAUAAUGGCAUUGCAGUGAUUUCUUCAAAGGAGUUCAGAUUUGAGGGGAUCAUCCAGGGUCUCUCAAUGAACAUAGAGAGGUCCCGUUCUUUUCCUGCAGGAAUUAUUUAUGACCCACGCACCAGGGCUAUUAUCUUAAAUGGCAGGAUGGGUCAUGUUCAGUUUUAUGACUUUCACCACAGCAGCCAGCUUUACCAUUUGGAUAUAACAAUGAAUAAUUUCUACACUCAAGAGAGGUUUGAGGUAAUUCAGAACACGGAUGUGGAGCAGGUGGCUAUUUCCCAAGAUGGGCAUUGGCUGGCCACCUUUGAAUACAGAGAGGAUUUGCAAGCCUCUUCAGAACUCCGUCUUAAAUUCUGGAACUUUGCAAAGGAGGACCAGAACUGGUACCUCAACACCUCUAUCGAAAUGCCACAUGAUAAGUUUGUUAAUGGCAUCAUGUUCCAGCCAACUCCAGCAGCAGGACAGACACCACUCUGUGUUUCAUGUGGAGAUGAUGGAAAGUUAAAGAUUUGGAAGGAAAAUGAUACUUCUGAUUUGUAUGGGAAAAAAAGUUCCUGGGGUUGCUCUGGCACAGGCUUUUACCGGCACCUACCAGCAACAGCAAUAUGUAUAUCUCCUGAUGGCUCACUCAUUGCUGCUGGUUUUGGCAGCAUUCUUACAUUCUGGCUGCCUGAGAACUGUCACCUCAAAGGCACAUUGUCACAGCCAUAUCUCACUGAGAAAAUAAAACAGAUUGAAUUUGGUCAUGGUGAAGGCUGUGGCUCCAUGGUUGUAACUCGCACUGAGAACUGGGUGUGUUCAUGGGAUCUGUUUACCUGCACACUCUACUGGAGAGUCAGCAUUUCCUCAACAUGUUUAGCAGCUGAUCCACUGUCUUCUCACAUGGCUGUCUUCUCAAAGAACUGUCAUGUGUUUGUGUUUGAGCCACACAGCAGUAAGUUGGUGACAUGGCAGUGCAAUAUUGACACUUGUCCAGCCAUUUCAGCAGCCUUCAUCCCUCGCCUCCAAAAAUCUGAUUCAACGGCUUCUUGGAAUGAACAAAGUGCUCUGAUUUAUAUCAAUGAAAAUCAGACACUGAAAACUCUUCAUGUGAAUGAGGAUUCAAGUAUACCCAAUGACAAGAUAGACAGAAGCAUGAGACAGUUAGUGCUGGAAACAGAUGCACUUCCAGCACCCACUCCGUUCUCUGCUCUCAUUGCCCAGACACGUACGUCCUACGACACUGAGAUACAAACCCAGCAGUCAGGCUCAGCUGCUUUUGGAGUUCAACUGGAAAAAUCAACAGCACUAAUACAACAGGUUCUGAAUGAGGCGAGAGUAUAUCGAAUUGACUCAUUUGCACAUAUGACCUCUGAGUUCUGCAAGCAGAUCAUCCCUGAAGCAGUUACCAGUAAAGAAAUACAAGAGAAAGAAGACUUUGUUACUAAGAUAAAGGAAAGUGAAAAUGUACAUUUAAAAACAAAAAAGAAGGUAUCAAAGAGAAGAAAGUCAAAAGUUAAAAGCAUUGCUGACAGUGAUUUUAGUGACCUCAUGAAAGUAUUGGCAAUAUGAAGACUUUGUACAGUAUUACUAUUUAUAAUGUUUAAGUUGUACCUUUUGCAGUAAAUACAAGUUAACGCUUCUUUGAAAGAGACAAUGAUGAUUGGAACUACAACUCACAAUAAAAAAUACGAAAGUA
Messenger RNA from Homarus americanus (American lobster), 2659 nucleotides. Its product is annotated as WD repeat-containing protein 75-like. The record is from RefSeq and is a predicted model, not a curated record. The transcript is spliced from 16 exons. Gene Ontology annotation, biological process: positive regulation of rRNA processing; positive regulation of transcription by RNA polymerase I. Gene Ontology annotation, cellular component: nucleolus. Bases 22 to 2532 code for a protein of 836 amino acids. Lineage: Eukaryota; Metazoa; Arthropoda; Malacostraca; Decapoda; Nephropidae. Gene Ontology annotation, molecular function: RNA binding; protein binding.